Clupea harengus (Atlantic herring) is the source of this 3770-nucleotide messenger RNA. It is a transcript of the gene trpc1, whose product is annotated as transient receptor potential cation channel, subfamily C, member 1. Lineage: Eukaryota; Metazoa; Chordata; Actinopteri; Clupeiformes; Clupeidae. Gene Ontology annotation, biological process: regulation of cytosolic calcium ion concentration; calcium ion transmembrane transport. The record is from RefSeq and is a predicted model, not a curated record. Gene Ontology annotation, molecular function: inositol 1,4,5 trisphosphate binding; protein binding; store-operated calcium channel activity. Gene Ontology annotation, cellular component: plasma membrane; cation channel complex.
GGUGGGUACCGCACUUGCGCAGUACUGUAGAACAUCCACAUCAGGACCAGAGCUGUCAAAGGCGCAGGGCAAAGCCCGUGUUGAUGAUUAUGAUAAGCGAUGAGGACCGUAUGAGUGUGGUUAUUUAUCCACACGCUUGGGAGGAUUUGAAUAUUUGAGGAGGACCGCUUGGUGACAUAUGCUACAGACGCUAAAAUUGAUAUGCUGAGAAUGGGCUGCGAAUGCCGAUGUGAUCGUCGGCUGUGAGGGUUCUUGUACUUGUAUUCAAAUCAUCUCUGUCUCUCUACCCAAGGUUGAUAUCCUUUAUCAUCCGAAGGAAGGACAACAGAUUUUGGGGGCUCUUUCCGUCUGUUGUAACUAGGUUUCAUGGUUAAAUGGUCGCUUCUUCCUAGUGGGAUGCACAUCAGUGUUUUACCCUACUCGCUUUCCGUCGUAAUGGCUGCUCUAUAUCAGGGCACGGACGUGUCCUCUCCAGAUAAGUACCUAGCGUUGAAGGACGUGAGGGAGGUAAAAGAGGAGACGACGCUGGACGAGAAGCUUUUCUUACUGGCCUGUGAGAAGGGUGAUUACUAUAUGGUGAAGAAGCUUCUGGAAGAGAAGGCGCAUGGUGAGCUGAACAUCAACUGUGUGGAUGUGUUGGGCCGGGAUGCUGUCACCAUCACUAUUGAGAAUGAGAACCUGGACAUCCUCCAGCUGCUGUUGGAGCAUGGAUGUCAGGCAACAGAUGCCUUGCUGGUGGCCAUCGACUCGGAGGUGGUAGGAGCUGUGGACAUUCUCCUCAACCAUCGGCCCAGAAGGGCCUCGAAGCCUUCCAUGGCCAAACUGAUGCAGCGCAUUCAGAACCCGGAAUAUUCCACCACCAUGGACGUGGCACCAGUGAUUCUGGCUGCCCACAGGAACAACUAUGAGAUCCUGACCAUGCUGCUGAAGCAGGACAUUUCUCUGCCACGACCACACGCCGUGGGCUGCGAAUGCACGCUCUGCAACGCCAAAAACAAGAAGGACAGCCUGCGCCAUUCCAGGUUCCGUCUGGACAUCUACCGGUGCCUGUCGAGUCCGUCUCUCAUCAUGUUGACCGAGGAGGACCCCAUCCUGCGGGCCUUUGAGCUCAGCGCUGACCUGCGCGAGCUCAGCCUGGUGGAGGUGGAGUUCAGGAACGACUAUGAUGAACUGGCCAAGCAGUGCAAGAUGUUCGCCAAGGACCUGCUUGCCCAGGCCAGGAACUCUCGAGAGCUGGAGGUCAUCCUGAACCACACGUGCAGUGAGGACCACAUGGACAAGCGUGGCCUGAUGGAGGAACGCAUGAACCUCAGCCGCCUCAAACUGGCCAUCAAGUACAACCAGAAGGAGUUUGUGGCGCAGUCCAACUGCCAGCAGUUCCUCAACACAGUGUGGUUUGGCGAAAUGGCCAGCUACCGGCGCAAGCACACGUGCCUGAAGAUGGCGUCGGUGCUGAGCGUGACGCUGCUGUGGCCUCUGCUGUCAGUGUGCUACCUGUUUGGUCCGCGCUCGCGCGUCGGUCAGGUCAUCCACACGCCCUUCAUCAAGUUCAUCAUCCACAGCGCCUCCUACUUCACCUUCCUGCUGCUGCUCAACCUCUACUCGCUGGUCUACAACGAGGACACCAAGAACACCAUGGGGCCCGCGCUGGAGAUGAUCGACUACCUGCUCAUCCUGUGGAUUGUGGGCAUGGUGUGGUCGGAUGUCAAGCGCCUGUGGUACUGUGGGCUGGAGGACUUCCUGGAGGAGUCGCGCAACCAGCUGAGCUUCGUCAUGAACUCCCUGUACCUGGCCACCUUUGCACUGAAAGUGGUGGCCCACAGCAAGUUUAAGGAUAAGGUGGACACAGAGAGGAAGAACUGGGACGCCUUCCACCCCAUCCUGGUGGCCGAGGGCCUGUUUGCCGUUGCCAAUGUGCUCAGCUACCUACGCCUCUUCUUCAUGUACACCACCAGCUCCAUCCUGGGGCCGCUGCAGAUCUCUAUGGGUCAGAUGUUGCAAGAGUUUGGCAAGUUCCUGGGCCUGUUCUUGCUGGUCCUCAUCUCCUUCACCAUUGGUCUCACUCAGCUCUACGGAAAAGACCAGAAGGAGCCCGCCAAGAACCAGACAGAGGACUGUGAGGGCAUCUUCUGCUCGCAGCAGAGCAACGAUGCCUUCCACACGUUCAUGGGCACAUGCUAUGCCCUCUUCUGGUACAUCUUUUCACUAGCACACGUAUCUCUGUUUGUCACGCGGAUCAGCUACACGGAGGAGCUGCGCUCGUUUGUGGGUGCCCUCAUCGUGGGCACAUACAACAUCGUGGUGGUCAUCGUCCUCACCAAGCUUCUGGUGGCCAUGCUACACAAGAGCUUCAGACAGAUCGCGAACCAUGAGGACAAGGAGUGGAAGUUUGCUCGUGCCAAGCUGUGGCUCAGUUACUUUGAUGACAAGUGCACCCUGCCCCCACCCUUCAACAUCCUUCCCUCCCCAAAGACCCUAUGCUACUUGGUGACCAGCAUGAGCAAGUGGGUCUGCUCACAUACCUCCACUGGCAAAGUGAAACGACAGAACAGCCUCAAGGAGUGGAGAAACCUAAAGCAGAAGAGAGAUGAGAACUACCAGAAGAUCAUGUGCUGCCUGGUUCACCGAUACCUGACCUCCACCCGGCAGAAGAUGCAGAGCACCGACCAGGCAACCGUGGAGAACCUCAACGACCUGCGUCAGGACCUGUCUAAGUUCCGCAACGAGAUGAGGGACCUCCUGGGCUUUCGCACCUCCAAAUAUGCUAUGUUCUAUCCCAGAAGCUAAGUCCCAUGCAGAUGCACCUUUCUCGCUCCCAAACCUGAUACCUUGUCCCCCCACCCCACUGCGAACUUGGCCCAGCAUGCUCUGGACCAUUUGUACCUUCUUGGAAACUUAUGGUGGAGUGUGGGAAAGAGAGGGAGGGCAGUGAAAUACUGGAACUCAACUGGAAUCAUUACACACACAUACACACACAGAGUAUUCUCAACACCACAGCCCCUAGAGUCAGAGCUUAUAUAAUUGUCUUUCCUCCUACUUGUUUUCUAAAAGUGUCCGUCUUUUCAACAAAAAAAGUCGAAUAAAGGUUUCUGGAAAAAAAGGUCUCGCCGGCCCCACGUUUCUGGUCAGGUGUGCCAGUUUUGAAUGCUUAUAUGCUAUACUAAACAUUACAUCAUAAGUCCAUUUGGAAAAACACAGUGGGCUCCAAAUGGCAGGUUGAUAUUUCCCUGAGCUCUGGCACAAGGCUGUGAGUUUAACCAGCAACAGGACCAUUAAACACUAAGCACUGUUGGAUGAGAGUUACUGACCUGAAAUCAGUGCCUGCUUCAGUAUUACUCCAACCGCUGUCAUAAUGAACUAAAAUUCAUAACUGAUUUCAAGCCAGAGCUUGGACUCUGGGGUAAUUUACAAGUCCAAGACCACAGCAAAAUCUUGGAAUAUGCCAUUGACGACCGCUGUCUCCAAAAACCACUGACUGCCAGGACGUUUCUUCCAUUGCCUACUUACCGAGCACGUGGAACAGCUGCCACCACACCUGCUCUGGGAAGUAACAACUAAGUCCGAUACUGGCUAAACAGGCUGUACUUAUAUUUUUCACUUUAUAAUUUAUUAUCAUACUUUAGUUCCAAAAGGAAAUUCUUGGCAUUCACAACUUGAUAAAUGUCGCCUUGCCUCCCUUAAGAUGCAGAAAGUAGAAGGAAUAGGCAGGAACUUCGAUCAUGACUUUUAUUAUUCUCUCACAAAACAAUAAAAUAUAAGUUAACAUAUGA